AUGCAUAUCAAUGUGGGCAUUUGCAAGCAGGAACUGAGUUUUUGUUCAAAUGUGUACCCGCAGCUGGAGCCGCGGUAUGGCGGCAACAUCGGCGUGUUACUGCUUAACAAGUACCUUCUUAGCUUAUUCGGCUUCAAGUACCCCGUGUUCUUGACGCUAUGCCACAUGCUGGCCUGCUCCGCGCUGAGCUACGUGGUGGCUGCGUCGGGGUUGGUGAAGGUGCAGGCCGUGAAGUGGACGCAGCAGCAGUUCCUGAAGGUGUCGCUGCUGGCGCUGAUUUUUUGCCUGACCGUGGUGCUGGGCAACGUGAGCCUCAAGUUCCUGCCCGUCAGCUUCACCCAGGCCAUCGGCGCCACCACCCCCGCCUUCACCGCCGUGCUGGCGCUGGUGGUGGCGCGGCAGCGCGAGACGGCGCUCGUGUACCUGACGCUGGUGCCGAUCGUGGUGGGCAUCAUCGUGGCCUCUCACGCCGAGCCGCUGUUUCACCUGUUUGGCUUCCUGGCGGCGGUGGCCGCCACCGGGGCGCGCGCGCUGAAGAGCGUGCUGCAGGGCAUGCUGCUGUCGGCGGACGACCACGCGCGCCGCAUCGACAGCCUGAGCCUGCUCAUGUACAUGGCGCCCGUGGCCGUGGUCGCCCUCAUCCCAGCCACCCUCUUCUUCGAGCCGGAGGCCGCCUCGGUGGCGCUGAAGCUGGGGCAGAACAGGGCCUUUUGGCUCCUGCUCAUCCUCAACAGCUCCAUGGCAUACCUCGCAAAUCUGUUCAACUUCCUCGUCACCAAGCACACGUCACCGCUCACAUUACAGGUCCUAGGGCAAGCAAAAGGAGUUGUGGCCUCCGUGAUCUCAGUGCUCUACUUCCACAACCCCGUUAACACGUCGACCGUGCUGGGCUACGCCAUCACCGUCAGCGGAGUUGUGGCGUACAGUCGAGCGAAAAAUGCGGCGAAGAAGCAGCAACUGCUGCGGCCGCUGGACGCUGAAAGAGCCGACAGCACCAUGGCGGUGUGA
This is a messenger RNA of Chlorella variabilis, 1008 nucleotides long. RefSeq lists its product as hypothetical. NCBI's taxonomy places the organism in Eukaryota, Viridiplantae, Chlorophyta, Trebouxiophyceae, Chlorellales, Chlorellaceae. Gene Ontology annotation, cellular component: Golgi apparatus. The record is from RefSeq and is a predicted model, not a curated record. The coding region runs from base 1 to 1008 and encodes 335 amino acids. Gene Ontology annotation, molecular function: antiporter activity. The transcript has 5 exons.